Diaporthe amygdali is the source of this 2160-nucleotide messenger RNA. RefSeq lists its product as uncharacterized. The coding region runs from base 1 to 2160 and encodes 719 amino acids. Gene Ontology annotation, molecular function: protein binding. Gene Ontology annotation, cellular component: spliceosomal complex; cytoplasm. NCBI's taxonomy places the organism in Eukaryota, Fungi, Ascomycota, Sordariomycetes, Diaporthales, Diaporthaceae. Gene Ontology annotation, biological process: mRNA cis splicing, via spliceosome. The transcript has 8 exons. The record is from RefSeq and is a predicted model, not a curated record.
AUGUGCGUCACCUUUCAGCAGAACCUCACGCAACCCUACAAGUACAAACAUAACCCAGCUCGAGUCGCCCAGCUUUCCUCCUUGUCGCCCAUCAUGGAUCCGGGACGACAGGCAAUGAUUGAUGGUACGAAGUCGCCUCAACGGCAGGACAGAGACAUUACCGGCCCACGACGAGACCCCAACAACCGUAUCACCAAGCCCUCGAAACCAAGCCCGUCAAACGCGGCGGCCAAUACCGCCCGAUUCCUGAGCCAAGACGAUCAAUCCAGGAAAUUUGUGGCCGACGAAGACAAGUUCGUCCUUAAGCAGUCCAAGAAGAAGGCCGACAUCCGGGUCCGAGAGGGGCGCGCCAGGGCCGUCGACUACCUGGCCUUCAACCUUCGUUAUAUCGACAAUGAUCGGGAUGUCUUCGACGAUGACGAUGGCGAUAUCGAGAUCAAUGUACCGUCACCCGAAAAAAUAGUGGAUAGUUCCAACGCGGCAGAGCUCAAAGAGUUGGAGUCAGACAUCACCUCUUUUCACACAUUGGAGACCAGCCAGAGGAAUCGCGACUACUGGAGCUCUCUCCUCACUCUUUGCAAAGAUAGGAGGACGAAGUUACAGGGAAACGACCACGAAGGACGUGCAGUCAGUGCCGUAUCCUCGGAUGUGGAUAGGAUUCUAGGUCCCAAGACCUUUGAGCAACUUGAGGGUCUGGAAAAACAGAUCAAGGCCAAAUUACAAUCAGACGAGAAUGUCGACAGGGAUUAUUGGGAGGGGUUGCUGAGAAAUUUGCUGGUUUACAAGGCAAAAGCGAAGCUGAACAAGAUUUGUGAAGCGAUCAAGGAGAGCCGCAUCGAGCAGUUCAGGUCCAGCAACCCAGCCAAAGCAGAUGCUCUUGCGUCGGCAGAUAUCGAUCUUCAUGGCUCGCGGGCUGGGAUGAGUUCUGGAGAGGCCACCUCACGAGCGGCCAAGCCGCCAACCGCUGCUUCAUCCUCCGCUGGUGCUGGUGCCUCCGAAGACAGCAACGCGCCUCCUGGAACAGCACGGUUUGCGUCGAGCGGUGCGCAGGACUUCUCCCAGGCUACUCGGGCUCUUUAUGAGCGUGAGGUCGCGCGUGGAAUUAGCGAAAACGAGGAAAUCUUCACGGCAGAAGAAGCUGUCCCUAGUGCCACCAAGCCGAAGUGGGCUGAUAAGUAUCGCCCACGGAAGCCACAGUACUUCAACAGGGUGACAAUGGGAUACGAAUGGAACAAAUAUAAUCAAACACACUAUGACCACGACAAUCCGCCUCCGAAGGUGGUCCAGGGCUACAAGUUCAACAUUUUCUACCCGGAUUUGAUCGACAAGACUAAGGCGCCUACGUUCAAGAUCAUGCGGGAGGGCGGCCGACGCAGAGGAGAAUCUUUUGCUCCCGCAGGAGAGGAGGACACUUGUCUCCUUCGUUUCAUUGCAGGUCCACCGUACGAAGAUAUUGCAUUUCGUAUCGUCGACCGAGAGUGGGACUACUCUGCGAAGAGGGACCGAGGGUUUCGCAGCAGCUUCGACAAGGGAAUUCUUCAGCUACACUUUCAGUUCAAGAAGAUUGGAGGCGGCGGGGAAUUGACUCUUGGCUACGUCUCUGACAGCGGCAAGCCCUUCUAUAGCAGGGAUGGACCUGACCUGCAUCGGCCUUCUCACCUACUGUUCACGUUCCCACACCCUGAUCUUGACCGCGCCAUCGUCAUGCCCUCAGCCAUCGAGUCUGGCCGCGCUCGCCCGGCAACUGACUUGUGCGACAUUCAGCUGCCUGCGGAGGGAAAGGGGGAAGCCUUGCUCUCUCGAUUCCAACUUCUGGGCAAAGGCUGUGUUGUGUAUCCAACAUCGAAAACUAUCCAGAAGCAGUCCAGAAGCCGCGGCGAACUGGCGGGACCGAAUGCAGCUUUCCGCACGUCUCUGGGCGUCACAGCCGUCGCAGCUCUGGCAGACACAAGUAGCUUCUGUUUCCGGAGGCGAUGGGAAGAGGUCACCAUUCGGGCGAAGUACUGCCAAGUAUACUUCGAACAGACCAGCCGAUCCAGCAAAGGCACGACGAGGGUGGAUCUUAACGGCUUUGUGGUCGCUACGCUGCAGACUUUCAUUGCCGGACGACCGACUGCCAUCAGGCCCCAGAUGCGACCACUUCAGGAGAAACUGCGAUGA